This is a messenger RNA of Oryza sativa Japonica Group (Japanese rice), 1635 nucleotides long. Its product is annotated as putative F-box protein At2g02030. The record is from RefSeq and is a predicted model, not a curated record. Gene Ontology annotation, molecular function: protein binding. NCBI's taxonomy places the organism in Eukaryota, Viridiplantae, Streptophyta, Magnoliopsida, Poales, Poaceae.
UCGCUGCUUACAAAGAGGAGUAUAUACAAAUACCAAUCCACCCCUCCUCUCCUCCUCCUCCUUUUUCCUCCCCCUUCCGAAACGACGAAAAGCAACCGCCGAGGCGGAAGCGGGGAGAGGAGAAUUCGCCGCCGCCGCCCCCCGAUCGGUGGAAGAACAACUAACAACUAGAUUGAUCCAUCCCUGCGCCGCCGCCUCCGCCUGCCGUGGGGGCUCUCUCCGCUGUGGAUGAUAGGGAGGCUCGACGAUGGGAGGGAAGAAGGCCAAGACGGUUGAGAGGAAUGACCACCGCCUGCUCUGCAGUGACGUGCUCACGGAGGUCUUCCACAGGCUGCCGGCGCGCACCCUCGCGUCGUGCAGGCUUGUCUGCAAGUCAUGGAUGUCGGAGCUCACCGAUCCCCAUUUCGUCCACGAGCACCUCAAGAGGAGCCAGCAGAAGCUCCUGCUCUUUGCGAACGACAAGGCGAACGAUAGGUCCCUCGCGAUGGUGCUCGCCGACGACACGGGGGCUACCUACCAGCUGACCAGGCCCAUGGCUUCGAGGAGCCUCUUUGUGCACAAUUCUUGCAAUGGCCUGCUCUGCCUAGGUGACAGCACAGGAGCCGUGCAGUUGCUCAACCCGACGACCGGCGAAUCGGCUACUCUGCCGAUGCCGAUGUAUACCGCAGGGAGCAGCCAGUUCUCGUCGUGUAAUUGGCACUGCUUGGGGUUUUGCCCGUCUACGAAGGAGCACAAAGUGGUACAUUUCUACCUGGGAGCUCAUUUUGAUUCUUUCAAUGUGUGCUGCGAGAUAUUCACUAUUGGAGAUAAAUCCUGGAGACAGAUUGGGAGUUUCCAUGGAGCACCGACAGAUAGAGGGGUGCAUGUGAAUGGAGCAGUGUACUAUCUGACAAAGUUCCGUUACAUUGCUUCGUCACGUAUCAAUUGUUUGAAUCUUGAGAGCGAAAAUUUUGAUGUGAUGAUGCUUCCCCCACGCAAGUCGUAUGGAGGGCAUUGCUCUUUGGCGGAGCUUGAGGGAAAGCUAUGCUUGCUAGUUGUGGAGGGUGGACAUGAUAAUCCACCUCGUACAAUGGACAUAUUGAUGCUUGAUAGUGGUGAUAAGACAACCUGGACGCACAGAUACCACAUCUCAUUGCCAUGGUUGAUGCCUUCAUGUUAUUUUACUCCAAAACACACUUUGUUCCAUGAGGGAAAAAUUUGGGUUCAGUUGUUGGCUCGGAACCUCUACUGUUAUGAUCCAAGUUCAAGCUCCACUGAACUGAAGAUGGCAUGUCCAGAAUCUGAGUUUCCUUUUAGCACACAUACUUUCAUUGAAAGCAUAGUUCCUCUGCGCAAAGAUUACUUCAUCAAGCAGAUACAGUGAUAAUGGUGUUCAUCACUUGUUUUCCAGAUGUUCCGCAGUUCACAGAAUUACAAAAUUGUGCCCCUUUUUCCUUUUCCGUUGAUGAAUUUUAGCUGGUCAAUGACUUAGAGUGGCCUAUUUUACCGUGAAUUGUAAUUAGCUAAAAUAAAUGCAGUAUUGAAACCUCCUUACAGCACAUGCUUGUCUGACUUCUAAUUGAUGUGCUUGUUUCUAACUUCCUAUUAUGAUGCUAAAUUGAUAUGACGAGUUGAGAAAGAGAGGUUGUUCAGUUU